UCGGUUUGAAAAUUCAAAAGCUACCCCGAAAGUUCAAGCUCGUGCCUCAUUACGAGAUUCCCAUACAAAAAGCAACGUUGAGAUGGCCGCCCAGAUCGCCGAUCGCAGCAACGCCGCCAUGAGCUUCAACAGCGGCGAGAGCGCACCUGAGCUGUCUAAGCUGGAGGCCACGCGCCUGGCACUGGCGCAGGAGCAGAAGAAGCGCAUCGACGCCGCCGUGGCGCGCGUGACCGGCAAAAAAGAAGGCGGAAAGCGGAAGGGCCUGAGCUCGCCCGACACUGGCCACCGUAGCAAGAAGAGCAAGACGGUGGUGGACGUGGCCAGUGACCAGGUGGACAAGAAGAACUCGAUCGCGCGUAGGAUGGUGGACAGGUUCUCUGCUAUGCCCGAGCCUGAACGCGAGCAGGAUAUUGACCAGCAGAACAAACCCACGACGCGCUCUGUGUCCACGCAGCAGUUUGUAGCUCGCUCUACGAUGGUUGCCAGUCCGCCGGACAAUGCGCUACGUGAGACGGCAGAGAAGGUGGUGACCACAACGGCUACGACGGUGGAAAAGGUAGUGGAGAAGAAAGAGAAUGUUGAUGAAGACGCUACUCCCGCUGAGGAGCAGGAAGAGGAGGACGAGAAGGACCAAUGGGAUGGACCCACCACCAACUACCACGUGAAGCAGCUCGGUCUGGACGAUAAGGUGGACAUUUACGCGCCUGUGGCACAGCAACAGCAUGACGUACAACGCGUACGUGAGCGUGCCAAGUACAUGCCUAGUAUUAGCGGCGAGAGCAUCAACACGAUCAAGACAUCGAGUGAUUCGGAGGCCGAUUCGGAUUUCGCACCAAAGGAACGUCUUAGUCAGGAGAGUGAGGAGUCGGACGCUGUGUCGCUGCCUGAAGUUGACGCUAGCGAGACUCAAGCACUUGCUGAAGAGGCAGAGGAGUUCGAUAAGCAGACUGCGAUUCAGACGGCUGAAACUCAUCGAACGUGGACCAAGCGGGUGUUCGUGUACACGCCGCUGUUUAUUGUGGCAAUUAUUGUGCUAGUAUUUGCUCUUCUCUUUGCGAUCGACUGGUCACAGGAGACGUUCCAGUUCUGCGAGAUUGAUGCCAAGAGUGCAGAGGGUACGUUGUCCUGGUUUGUACAGCUUUUUGUGGAUCUAGCUCUCACCUUUAAUUGCUGAACGUGUAAUCCUGUUGCUGCUGCAGGCUCCGAGGAGAUUUUCUCGUGCGCUUCGUUUGUGCAAACUCAGUCGUUGAUCAAGUCCACCCUUCGGCAGACUGCGGAGAAGGUGCAGGAGACAGUGCAGUCGUAUUUCGAGUAAGCUGAAGCAUGGAUGUACCUGUCAUUUGCCGCCGUGGUGCCAGCCGUCAAGGGAGUCCUGGAGCCGGCAGACAGGUAGGCAAGGGAGGAUCUUCACCGCCGCGGCACAGCGGCGGAUGCGGCCGGAUAUAUUAGUAGUUUGCAUUUGCAUAGUGCGUUGAUGGAUUUGAUAACUUAGGAGUAACACGGACACAUGCCACCACAGCCACCACUAGAUGCGUUGAUGCAAGCAGAAGAUCGCCACAUGUGUAGCCAUUUCUAAUGCAAAAAAAACGUCAGCCAAGC
Phytophthora nicotianae INRA-310 is the source of this 1599-nucleotide messenger RNA. RefSeq lists its product as hypothetical. Bases 83 to 1174 code for a protein of 363 amino acids. Lineage: Eukaryota; Oomycota; Peronosporomycetes; Peronosporales; Peronosporaceae. The transcript is spliced from 2 exons. The record is from RefSeq and is a predicted model, not a curated record.